GCUGUAAUUAGUUCCAUCGGAAAAACAAUCUAAGCCACCUGAUCUGAUCUAAUCUAUUGGUUUUCGUCUCCCCCAAUAAUUUGAAUCUAAUGGAAUCUGCUGCUGCGUUUCAGAUCCGUUUCCUGCAGUCGCCUCUUCUUCUCGCCAGGAAACAUGAGAAACUGAGUAAGGUUUCUGCAAUAAAAGGCUUGGAAGAUGAACAUCCAAACAAGGUCCUAAGAAGGGAGGUUUUUGGGCUCAUGGGAUUCAGUAUAAUCCUUACAAAUGUCUGCCCUGUUCUUGCCGCCUCGAUGAUGCCGGAAAUGAAAGAUCCGGAUGUGCUGAGGACAUUCAAGCUUCCGAGUGGUGUACGAAUACAAGACAUUGUCGAUGGACAAGGGCAGGAGGCGCACGAAGGAGACACUGUAAGGUUUAACUAUGUAUGCAGGCGAUCGAACGGAUACUUUGUUCAUAGCACUAUCAAUCAGUUUAGCGGAGAGAGUUCACCUGUCACACUUCCUCUGGAUGAUCAACAGAUGAUCAAAGGUCUAAAGGAGGUUUUGAUCGGCAUGAAGGUUGGAGGAAAGCGAAGAGCGUUGAUACCCCCUUCUGUAGGAUAUACAAGCGAAGCAUUAGAGCCAAUUCCUCAAGAGUUCGGUCCUCGGCGCAGCCUCUUGUCUCAUAUGAUGGAGCCUUUGAUCUUUGAAGUUCAGCUCUUGAAAAUUGUAUAGAGCACUAAUCUUUGUGCACUGUCCGAAGAUUCAGAUUGAUUGUCUAAAGAAAAAGAUGCUCCUUGUGCAUAUCCCCCUCCCCCUGUAGGAGAAUUCAUCAGAGCAAUUUGCAGAUAUGUUUCUUGCUAAUAGUUUCAAGAAUGUAAUAUCAGUGAUUAUCUGAGAAUAAAUGAAGUAGCAAGAUAUCAAUGUUUCGAUGUGCAUUGAUGAAAACAGGGGAAAAGGACUUUGAGGACUUUCAACAAACAUUUGAUGCG
This is a messenger RNA of Andrographis paniculata, 967 nucleotides long. RefSeq names its product peptidyl-prolyl cis-trans isomerase FKBP16-1, chloroplastic. Bases 90 to 710 code for a protein of 206 amino acids. Gene Ontology annotation, molecular function: peptidyl-prolyl cis-trans isomerase activity. The record is from RefSeq and is a predicted model, not a curated record. The transcript has 8 exons. NCBI's taxonomy places the organism in Eukaryota, Viridiplantae, Streptophyta, Magnoliopsida, Lamiales, Acanthaceae.